CAGAAGCAUCAAUAUCCUGGCAUUUGCGAGCGCCAAGUCUACGACGCGCGGCCGACUGGCGCACACGCAUACCGCGAUCAUUGCACGACCCACGACUCCGGUACACAUGGAGCGUAUUAUCACCUCCUUGCUGUUAAUAUUCUCCACGGACUUCUUCAUCGAAAGUUUUCCAAUAAAAAAUGGAUUCAAUGUAAAGUUUAAACCACUUUUAUACAAAGAAGAAGUUCAUCCGAAAACUUUUGGCGCCCUUUUUGCAAAAAUAUCACAAGAGUUCACACCAGAAGCUAUUCUCAGACGAGAAAUAUUUGCGAAGUCGUUCCCUGGCGCGCCUCCGGAGCUGGGCAUGGGCUGCUCCAACCAGGUGGCCCGGAUGAUGUUCCCCAUCAAGAUCCCGGGAAAGAACGACUCUGCUGAUGCCGUGUGGACAGGGGAAAGUUACCUUAAUUUGCCUAUCAUCAAGCAGCCCUACAAGGACUACAAGGUAUUAGUAGCGGCUGCACCUCCUGAUAUCAAAAUUGGUCGAGGAGAAGAAGGCAAAAAAGUGGUUGUAUAUAUUAUUUUUUCUGAAGACGGAUCAAGUGAUAUAGAGGAUGGUGUAAAUAUGCCCGAAAUAUAUUUCGUGAAUAAACCACAGGAAGUAAAUGAUGAACUGAAAAAAGAGAAAGAUGCCGAAAAAACACAUGUACCUGGUCCGUUAAUAAUCAUAGAUAACAAUAGAACAGUGACUGGUUUAAAAAGCAAAAAUGUGGAAAAAGUUGUUAAAUUCAAGAAUAAUCUAAUAAAUAAUAUUUACAACUAUGAACUUGUACCUUGAAUUAUCAACAUACACAGUAGAAGCACUAGGGGAUGUCGAUAUGGGUAAUGUUUAGUACUUUUGUAUAUAUACAUAUAAUUUUACUAACAAUUGACGUUAUGAACAUGAUUGAUUGA
Pectinophora gossypiella (pink bollworm) is the source of this 930-nucleotide messenger RNA. RefSeq lists its product as uncharacterized. NCBI's taxonomy places the organism in Eukaryota, Metazoa, Arthropoda, Insecta, Lepidoptera, Gelechiidae. The record is from RefSeq and is a predicted model, not a curated record. The transcript has 2 exons. Bases 107 to 814 code for a protein of 235 amino acids.